GGCGCCAUGGGUUCAACGAGUCUCUUCGAGCGGCUGGAGGCAUGCUUGGCCGAAGAACGAGCCGAGCUUGAAAAGCGACAUGGCUUGCUCCUCCAGGAACUCAUGGCAGACCCGCACUUUGCUGCGCAUGACAUGCUGCGGCAGCCGGAGCCCAAUGAGGUUCCUGUGCCUUUCAACAGGAAGGCCUUCGCAUCGCCAUUAGCAUCGGCAACUGAUGAUUUUUGGCAAUUGUCAGGGGCAGCGAGCCCCUCAUUGGAUUCUGCAGCAAGCCUCUUGCUGGAUGAAGUGAAGGAAGAGAAUCUUCAAAGGGCAUCAGAAAAAGAAGACUUUGACGAGCAGGCUGUGCGCGUUGAGGUUUUGAAGGAGGUGGCCAAAGAGAGGGCACGUAGAAAGAGAAGACAGGCAAAAAUCCACAGCUAUGUUUACAGUUCGGAUUGCGAGGCAAUGAGUUCUUCGCUUUCAGAACCGCAGCCACCAGAGACAGACCACAAGGUGCCAGGGCCAGUGAACUAUUGGAUCGGCGACGAAGACCCCGAGGCCUUCGCAUCGCCAUUAGCAUCGGCAACUGAUGAUUUUUGGCAAUUGUCAGGGGCAGCGAGCCCCUCAUUGGAUUCUGCAGCAAGCCUCUUGCUGGAUGAAGUGAAGGAAGAGAAUCUUCAAAGGGCAUCAGAAAAAGAAGACUUUGACGAGCAGGCCUGGUGCAUGUUCUGGUGGCACGAGCUCUGGAGCUCCGAGGCCUUCGAGGAGCUUUUGCCCUUCGAGGCGCAGCGGAAACAGGCUGCGCCUGCAGUGUUGCUCCAAUGUUUGCCGUUCUAUUUGUCAGUAGAAGACUUUCUCAGUUUUCGACUUCUUUGCCGUGAAACUUCUGAUCGGAAGGUCUGGAAUCGGCAAAUCAUCGCAGCAGUGAAGCCUAUGAGGGUUGAAGGCUACGUCGAGUACUUUCAGUUCCUGUUCUCCUCGACAGAUCCUAAUUUAGUUGGGCCCCCGCCCACUUUGCCACGCAACUGUAAAGGCUUUGAAACUUUGGUGAAGCACUCGGAGCACUGGUGGAAGUUCGGUGAUCAGCAUGCAAUGCUGCGCUUCUUCGAAACUAUGCGGAGGUGGUCUCGAGAGUCCAACUAUGCGGAAGUCGCCCAUCUUCUUUUGUAUAUUGCCGUCGAUGCACUGCAGAUAGACGACAAGUCUUUACGGCAUUUCUUUGCGCGGGAUGUUUUGCAUUGGUUGGAACAUGGUGACGAGUUAAGUCAAUCCUUGGCAAGCAAGUGCCUCAAAAACUGCGAGAUGGGCGUGGGACGCUUCAAUAAAGCUUGCCUCAAAGCCUUGAAACAUCUAACAGAUGAGGCAAAUGAACAUCAUGUUUGGUUCGCGGCAAUGGGAGGGAUAGAGACACUAGAAAGAUGCGAAAGAAAAAGGAGGCAGAAGUUGGGAAAGAUUGGGAAGAAGAUUGGAAAGCCGUGAUUCUAGUACAGUGGAGACCUCGAUGAUUGACGUCUGGAGACAAAUCUAUUGUGUCUCAGAAUGGAGCUCUGAGUUGUGGGUGGCGUGGACAGCAUGGACGAAAUCAGCUUGUGCAUUCCUGAAAACGCCUCGUCAACAAAAAGAGAGAAAGGAGGCCAAAACGUUGUAGAUCUGGAAGUUAUCUCUGAGCAAAGGGAGUUGCUGGAUAGAGAAAAUAACGACAUUGGAAUCAAUGAGCUGCAAAUUCCUUUGUUUGAAACUCUGUCUUGAAAACCGAUGAAAAUUUCAGGGAGUCUUGUAGCAUCUUCUUCUUGUGCAGAAUCACAGUUGUUAUCCGUUUGUUGAGUCAGCGUGGCUCAAGUGUGUCGCCCUGGGAGCAAAA
Cladocopium goreaui is the source of this 1840-nucleotide messenger RNA. The record is from the annotation of a GenBank genome assembly. Lineage: Eukaryota; Dinophyceae; Suessiales; Symbiodiniaceae.